UACAGUUAACUGAAUUUUGUUUGUUUUCAGCUUCAAGAUGGUGCAGCGCCUGACUUACCGCCGUAGGUUGUCCUACAACACCGCCUCCAACAAAACCAGACUGCAAAUAAAGGAACGUGUUGCUUAUAAAAUUGCUCAACUGCCUUUAGCCCAGCUUUUUUUAGGUUGUGCUGCUGAAAGUGUCACUUUGCAAUUGCUUGUUCCUCCAUUGUUCUCAACAUCCAUAUCUGUGUUCUUACAGAUUCGCGCUGUUAGACCUCAAGUUUUGAUGAGGCUCUCCAAGACCAAGAAGCACGUUAGCAGGGCCUACGGAGGAUCCAUGUGCGCCAAGUGUGUGCGUGACAGGAUCAAGCGUGCUUUCCUGAUUGAGGAGCAGAAGAUCGUUGUCAAGGUGCUCAAGGCACAGGCACAGAGCCAGAAGUCAAAGUAAACUGUGUAUUUGUAUU
Molecule: messenger RNA, 446 nt
Organism: Pundamilia nyererei
Lineage: Eukaryota; Metazoa; Chordata; Actinopteri; Cichliformes; Cichlidae
Gene: rpl34
Product: ribosomal protein L34
Exons: 4
Coding region: 38-430 (130 amino acids)
Biological process (GO): translation
Cellular component (GO): ribosome
Molecular function (GO): structural constituent of ribosome
Source: RefSeq, a predicted model, not a curated record